CAUCGCGCCCCCUUUCAUCGGAGAUGUGACUGGGAACCAGAUACUUUUCAGCCCGUCCCGUGGUGAGUGGAGGUGCGGGCAGUGCAACACCGUUACAAAGUCCGGCGAUGGCUUGCACAGCCUUCAUUUGGUGAAGAAGUACCAUGUUUGCAAUCUCUCGGACAUCCAGCGUUGGGCUGCUCGGAGGCUGUUCAAUAAAUGCCCCGAUUCUGUGCCCCAGACGUCCGAGGGAGUCGAAGCCGCCCUCUCGGCCGCCUCCAGGCUGCUCGAUGGCCCCCCGCCCCCUGACCCUGCCCUGGUCCCUGGGCGGUCGUGGGGGGCUGGCGCGGAGAGCUCUGGAGAACGUGGCCGUGCCGAUUGGGACAGGCUGGGCAUGCGCAGAAGCAUGUGUGCACCACCGCAGUGCCUGGCACCACCGCAGUGCCUGGCCCUGGCCGGGCACGGUGGCGGUGCACGGACGGCGUCUGCG
This is a messenger RNA of Prorocentrum cordatum, 469 nucleotides long. NCBI's taxonomy places the organism in Eukaryota, Dinophyceae, Prorocentrales, Prorocentraceae. The record is from the annotation of a GenBank genome assembly.